GGGCCGAGACCACAGCCAUGGAAGGAGACAGCGCGGGCUUUCCGAAGGAGCUGGUGAGCAGACUGCUGCACCUGCACUUCAAGGACAGUAAGACCAAAGUCAGUGGGGAUGCUCUGCAGCUCCUGGCGGAGCUGCUCAAGAUCUUUGUCAUGGAAGCAGCUGUCCGUGGGAUCCGGCAGGCCCAGGCCGAGGAUGCGGCCCUUGUGGAUGUGGACCAGCUGGAGAAGGUGCUCCCUCAGCUGCUCCUGGACUUCUAAGGGCACCACCUCUGAACCACUUGUGGCCUGCAGGCCAUCGGACUAUAUUCUCCAGCCCCAGGGUGCCAGCACCCCAGCACCCACUGACCAUGACGCAGCCUGUGUUUUACAAAUAAACCAGCUGAUGGCAGCACUGCUUUCUUGCUAUCUAACAUCAAAGAGGACGUGCAGCCUUUCUACCACCUGAUCUGCCCCUCAGAGCAUAGCUCUCGGAGCUAUAAAUUUGUUCUUACAAAACACCAGUAAAGCACCAUCUCUCCCA
Molecule: messenger RNA, 519 nt
Organism: Perognathus longimembris pacificus (Pacific pocket mouse)
Lineage: Eukaryota; Metazoa; Chordata; Mammalia; Rodentia; Heteromyidae
Gene: Cenpx
Product: centromere protein X
Exons: 5
Coding region: 18-257 (79 amino acids)
Biological process (GO): replication fork processing; resolution of meiotic recombination intermediates; kinetochore assembly
Cellular component (GO): Fanconi anaemia nuclear complex; FANCM-MHF complex
Source: RefSeq, a predicted model, not a curated record